Molecule: messenger RNA, 1329 nt
Organism: Torulaspora delbrueckii
Lineage: Eukaryota; Fungi; Ascomycota; Saccharomycetes; Saccharomycetales; Saccharomycetaceae
Gene: URN1
Product: Urn1p
Exons: 1
Coding region: 1-1329 (442 amino acids)
Cellular component (GO): nucleus
Molecular function (GO): RNA polymerase binding; transcription coregulator activity
Source: RefSeq, a predicted model, not a curated record
AUGGGUCGUUUGUGGACCACAUUCACUGCUCCCAGUGGUGAAAAAUACUAUUAUAAUUUGCGAACGAAAGAAUCGACCUGGAAGAGACCCGAAUCGUUUUAUGAAGAUGGUGGAAAUAAGAGGCCAAAGCUAACAAGAGAACCAGAACCAUUUUAUGCGAUUCCUUUAGUCAACGAUUGGUUUUUGGUAAUUGACGAUAUUGGAGGGAAAUAUUAUUUUGAUAGCAGUACGGAAGAGGCUAGCUGGACACUGGAAGAUCCGGAGAGUGCUGAAUUGUUGUCAACAAUUGACAAAAAUAAGAUAAUUCUGCUUGUGGCAAUAGCUAGAGGCUAUAAUACCAAUGUAGGAGAUCGUGUUUACCAGGAGGUAAUUGACGAUUUGAAAGCGCUCAGGAAAGGUAGUGCAGUAGAGGAAGAAGGUGAGCAAGAAGGUGAGCAAGAAAGUGAAAGUAUACCGUCAGAGAGCGAGGAGGAGGAAAAAAGGCCGUCUGGCCUUAUUGCAGGCUAUAGUUCAUCUGAGGAGGAGGAAAAUGAGAUCGAUAGCGAUGUGGAGAAGCUUAACAAUUUGGGAGACGACGAUCUGCCAAAAGAGAACCAUGAAGAUGAGUCUCAGAUACGGAAUGAUUUCUUUCAGCUUUUACAGAGACAUCAAUGUGAUCCAUAUUCCACAUGGUCUAUUCAGGCAAGAAAAAUUCAAGAGGAUCCCUUGUUUUAUAGAAUCACAGAUGAUUCUAUUAGAGAGUCGAUGUUCGAAGAGUGGUGUGAGAAGGCGAUAAACAGGACAACAAAUCCCCAAGAUCUUGUGGACGAGGACAACUUGGAUGAUGAUUCUAGAGAAGAGGAGGAAGAGGACGAAUUAGAGCCCCUGCCGUUUCACUACCUAGCACAUAUAGUGUCAAAAGCCAACAUUACACCGUCAACUAUUUUCCAGGACAUCAAGGACCAAAAUAAGGCAGAUUUUAAGAAAUACAAGAUCAAGCAAUUUGUAAAGUCUAAGAGUCAACAAGAAACUUUCGUCUCAAAGCUACUCUUCUAUUAUAAGAAAUUCACAUUAGAUGAACGUAAAGAGAUCUUUCAUGACCUUUUGGAAAGUCAUUCAAGAUCUAUCAAGAAAAACUUGGAGCAGGAAUCCGAAUCGAUGCGAUCAACUCUCAGUGAAGAGGCGGGUUCCAAUGAUGCUUACGCCAUUGAAACCAAGCUUCUAAAGAUGGAAAACCUUAUUGGCCUGGCACGAGAUAUGGAAGAGUUGGCAAAUGAUCCCAAAUACUACGUUCUGGGAAUUAAAGACAAAAUGAUAGAACUCAUGCAUUACUUAACUAGUUAUAUAUAG